Durusdinium trenchii is the source of this 2581-nucleotide messenger RNA. NCBI's taxonomy places the organism in Eukaryota, Dinophyceae, Suessiales, Symbiodiniaceae. The record is from the annotation of a GenBank genome assembly.
CUGCCGACCCUCCUGGGGUCGCCGGGUGUGUGCUGGUCAGGCCAUUUCCAUGGCCGGAGACCUCAGACCUGGUUCCGGAAAGGGCUGGGAAGAGGCGAAGGCGACGUGGAUAGAAAUGGCCUCCAACCCUAAUAGCAUCUAAGAGCGAUGGCCUCCAACCUAGUAUAUAGCUUCUUGCUACUACUAUAAGUAAUGACCUCCAACCUAAUAGCGAUGGCCUCCCAAUGUUGAAAACCGGUUUCGGGCGGAUAGAAUUCAGCUCUUCAUGACGUCCACUGGCUCCAGCAAACUUCAAAGGCCUCGGAAUUUGCAUGGAUGCUUCCUCCACCCAGCGGGUUGCUGCUUUUCCAGCGAACUGGAAGCAAGCGCUUUGUGUUUUGCAAGGAUCACAACAGGUGCGUGAUUGGGAUUCUGCCAGUAGUAGCUGUGCGAAAGCCAAAGAGUGGGGCCUGGCCCUUGAGUUGCUGAAAGCGGUCUAUCAGCGAGCCACGCAGAGCUGCAGCACUCGCAACAUCCUGAUCUUAGCCUUUGAGAAAGGACAACAAUGGCCCAAGGCUUGCCAACUUCUCUCCAAAGAUGUCGACAUCAUCUCCUACAACACCAUCAUCUCUCACACCUCCCACAUCUCUCAUCCCUCCCAUCCUUUCCAUCCUUUCCACUGGUCUUGCUGCUUGCUCCUCCUCCAAAGCCUCCAGACGAAGCGUCUCCGUCCCACCCGCAUCACCCUCAACGCCGCCGCCCGCGCCGCUUCAGCGCGCUGGCGCGGGGCCCUGGAGCUGCUGACGCCGCUCCUGGGAAGCUCCGGCGCCUCGGUGGUCAGCUACGGCACGGCGGUGGCAAGCCUUCCGGCGGACCAGUGGAGGACGGCCAUUGGCUUGUUGCGUGACAUGGAGAAGCGGUCGAUGCAGAGCAAUGUGGUGGUUCACACAGCGGCCAUCAGCGUUUGUGAGAAGGCCGAGCAGUGGCAGGUUGCCUUGGUGCUUUUGGAGUCGACCCAGCACUCCGCGAAUUUGAUCACCUACAGUUCUGCCAUCAGUGCUUGUGUGAGUGGCACGCAAUGGGAACGAGCUGUGCUUCUCCAUUCCGAGCUUCAACGGCGAGACCUCCAGCCCAACCAAGUGAGCCUCACAUCGCUCAUGCAAGCCUAUGUUCGAGGGCGUCGUUGGAUCGAAGCGAUGCAGUGUUUCAAGUCGAACUCCGACUGGGUGGCUCUCUCGGCCGCCAUGGAUGUGGCGGCCAAGACCCAGCGAUGGUCACAGGUCCUGGCACUCUGGAGAUCGUUUCACCAUAUGCGUGUGGGUCUGACACUGUGUGAUGUUGCCAUAGAUGCAUGCUCGGGCAGCACCCAGUGGAAAGAGGCCUUGGAGCUCUUUGGAGAGCUUGAAUCUAAGGCAAGUCGGAUGAGCCUCUUGUCAUAUUGCGCUGCAGUCGGUGCUUGUGAGAAGGCUGAUCCAACAGCAUCCAAUCUGGCGGCAAUUGUGCCAAAUCUCUCCGAAGCAUGCGGUCAAUACUUGCUGAGCCAGCGACGUGGGAGAAACAGACCUCUUUGGUUUCGGUCUUUACUUUCCAAACACUGCAGUGUUUCCCCAUACCUGGAUCUUCCAAGAAGGCAAAAUUACAGCCUUUUGGGCGAAAAUUCUGCAUAUAGUUGGAAGAUCCUGGUAUUUCCUCAUGCACGUACUUGUAGGGUCAGAUAUAUAAGUGGUUACCCCACACGAAGCCUGCACCUGCAUCUCGCACCGCCCAAUCUGAGCAUGUUCUUCCACCAAACAAGCCAUGCAAUGCUUCGACUCAGAACUGGUCACGUUUGGCACUUCCAGGUUCAAUUUGGACUUCAGAGGCACGCGGUGCCUAGACCGGUCUAGAGUCGUUGGACCGGUGAAAUGUGUGACGUCCGCAGCAGUCGUUGGACUUGUAGAAUCCAUGAGGUCGAUUUGUUGGAAGUGACUCAAGGAUAUAUUGGUGUGCAUAAGACAUCGGAUCAUUACGGAUUGGUGCAAGCUUGCCGGAUUCAGAACCACAUUGACAGGCUGGUGGCUUGCCACCCACUUGUGGCUCCUCUUUCUUCACACUGGCAGGUCUUGUCUUGUGGGAUUGUCUUGUCUUUGCCGGCAUCCUGGUGCGACAGCCAGUGCGGGGCGGUGGGUUCAGUCAUGUAGACGCUUGAUUGAUUAGACCCCCUCAAGUUGAGUUGUAAAACACUAAUUAAUCAAGGUCAAGGUCUACAUUACUCCAGUUCACCCCAAUACCCAUCAAGAUAAGAGUAUGGCGCCAUAACAUGUAGACAAGGCUCCCGGUUGGAUCGGAGAGCCCUGAUCGGCCGUGUGAAUGGUGGCCUGAAUCGGGCGGAACAUCAUGCACGGGGCGAUCUGAAACUACCCCUUCAGUAGCGACCUUGCUCCUAGUAGCGAUGCCCUUUGUGCCUUCGUUGUUUACUUUUAUGUAACACAGCUUUUGGGCUCCACUCGCUGUUGCACGCAGCAAAGUAUCCCGUCCUUCCCUUGGAAUCAUGGCACGUUCUUCGUGGAAAGUCUUGAGCGUGGCUGCUGCGCUGAUCGCGUUGUACAACUUUUGCAACAGC